This is a messenger RNA of Capsaspora owczarzaki ATCC 30864, 1385 nucleotides long. RefSeq lists its product as hypothetical. Lineage: Eukaryota; Filasterea; Ministeriida; Capsasporidae. The transcript has 2 exons. Bases 63 to 1385 code for a protein of 440 amino acids. The record is from RefSeq and is a predicted model, not a curated record.
CCUUAGCUUACUAGCAAAGUUAGCAAAAAGCGUGCUUUUUUGGAAAAAGCCUCGUUGUCCGAAUGGCGCUGCGCCGAAGCAACCAUCUGAGCGGCGGUCUGCUCCUCCACGUGAGCCACAGCACCACCUGCAUCGGCGAGGGCAUGCGAUCGAGCACCACGACGCGCGAUCUCCAGGCGCUGCUGCAGCGCUGCGAGUCGACGCCCGAGUCGGCCAUGGUUUGCAGCAACGAACCGGGUCAGCAAGCCAGCAGCAGCAGCAGCAACAGCAGUGGUGGUGAUGCCCUGCGAGGUAGCGCCUCUGCUUGCACCAGCGGGGUGACUGCAUCGGUACACCCAUUUUCACGGCUGCGCGGAGCGACUGGGCGCACGGAGAGCGGCAGUGCUGGGGCGCUAGGGCGUGAUGGAAGCAUUCACAGCAGCAACACAUCGCUCUGCUCACACAGCGACGACGCCACCGCCUCAGCCCAUGCCACCCUGCCGCCCAACCCGAGUCUGGGCAGCAGCAACAGUCACUACGAGCACGUCUCGGCUGUGAUGAGCAACGAGCAGCUCGUCGCAGAUGAGGCAGCAGUCGGAUACUCGUUUCCCACGCAACAUGGCGCAAAAAACACAAAGAAUCACAGCCCAAAGAACCUGCCAACGACGAUGACGCUUCCACCGCAGCGCGAAGAGCACGACGACCAAGUGAGUGCACUGUCAGCUACCGCUGGUGGUGCUGCUGGUGGUGGUGGUGGCGGUGCUUGUCGACCGCGGCUCUGCUUGCUUCAAGUCGGCUCGUUCCCGUCUUCAUCAUCGACGAACGCCUCGGAGGUUGAUGACACGGACGUCGCCUCGAACAAGCCCAGCGCAGACCCGACUCUUGACACUGAGCCCACCGAUGAGCAUGGUUACAAGCCCACUGCUGCUGCUGCUGCUGCUGCUGCUGCCUUCAAUGCAACCACAGCAGCAACAACGAUGACGGACGUAAAGCAGGCUGGUCACGGCUCGACCGCCUCUUUUGUUUUGGCCAAGCCGAUUGCUGCCUUUACCCUGACGACGACGACGACGACGACGACCGUGGCGACCACGCCGCUCAUUCUGGGCGACCAUGCGAUCGAGCUGCCGACGUCCUACGCAGCGCCAGUGACAUCGUCGGUGGUCGCGAGCGUCGCAGCUGCUGCUCCGACAACCGAAAUGAUGGCUGCGACCGCUGAGGCAGUGUUUGCCCACGCCCCGAUGCCGACAUCGGCGCCCAGUCUGACCGCGGUGCAUCACCACGGUGCCGCCGCCCGCGUCACCCUCGCCGCCGCCAUCAAAGCACGCGUUGUACGAUCCGUCCGCUGCCUUUGCGACGCCGAUUUCGCCGCCCGUCAGUGCCAACCCGCACCACAGAAGGAGGAGUAA